AUGUCCUUGCUCUAUGAAGAUGAAUUCGUCAGCGUAAAUGAAGUGGCGCUAACAAUCAAAAACUAUCAUUUCCCAUCAAAGAAAGUCAAGUGCAUUCCCAUCGAAGCUAUACGUGUUCUAUGGUUUGAGGAACAAGAUCGAACAAAAUGUCCAACGAAAAUGUGGGGAAAAUCGACAACAUUUGUCUAUUGGGCAUUAGAUGUGAAAAGCUAUAAAAUCCGCAGUCAAGAAUUACCCUCUACAUUAAAUGGCGUACAUUCAGCUGAAAUGCAAGACAGACGAUUAGAAAAACGAUUAGAGCUAAUGAGCUAA
This is a messenger RNA of Cylicostephanus goldi, 312 nucleotides long. Lineage: Eukaryota; Metazoa; Nematoda; Chromadorea; Rhabditida; Strongylidae. The record is from the annotation of a GenBank genome assembly.